Messenger RNA from Fomitopsis serialis, 1738 nucleotides. RefSeq names its product cytochrome P450. The record is from RefSeq and is a predicted model, not a curated record. Gene Ontology annotation, molecular function: monooxygenase activity; oxidoreductase activity, acting on paired donors, with incorporation or reduction of molecular oxygen; heme binding. NCBI's taxonomy places the organism in Eukaryota, Fungi, Basidiomycota, Agaricomycetes, Polyporales, Fomitopsidaceae. The coding region runs from base 1 to 1527 and encodes 508 amino acids. The transcript is spliced from 12 exons.
AUGCCGACCUCCUUAGUUUUCGUCGAUUUCCUCGCCCUCGGUUUGCUUCUCUACACCGCGAGACGUCAUUUACCACCAGGUCCAGCUGGAUGGCCUGUCAUCGGUAAUAUCCUGGACAUGCCAUCUAGCUACGAGUGGAAGACCUUCGCCCGCUGGGGAGAGAGAUGGGGUGACAUGAUGUCUGUCAAUCUCUUCGGCAAACACAUGAUAAUCCUCGAUUCAUUCGAAGUUGCCAACGAUCUACUCGACAAGAAGAGUUCGAUUUAUUCGGACAGACCGGUAUUACACGUUUCCGGCGAGAUGAUCGGAUGGAAGCGCAUUCUUGUGCUCAUGCAGUAUGGUCCUCGCGUACGCGAGGUACGUCGGCUCUUUUCGCGGACCCUGGGAACACACAGUAGGCUCGCGGAGUUGUCCGGUGAUCUGGAAAAGGAGGCACACGGGUUUCUGCGUCGCGUCGCGGAGAACCCUUCGUCAUUGACAAAGCAGGUGCAGAGAUUCGCGGGAUCGUCCAUCUUGAAGAUUAUCUAUGGAUACACCGUUGAGAAGGAGAAUGAUGAAUAUCUCCGAAUUGUUGAUACAGCGAUGGACGAAUUCUCUGUGGCGACGGCACCGGGAGCAUACCUAGCUGAUAUAUUUCCUAUCCUCACGCACAUUCCUGCAUGGUUUCCUGGAGCGCAAUGGAAGAGGACAGCACAAGUUUGGCGGAAAGACCUCGACAUGAUGCGCAAUAUUCCAUUUGAGUUCACUAAGGCGCAGAUGGGUGCGGGAACGGCAGUCACAAGCAUGGUGGCUUCGAGUUUAGGCGGCGAUGCUGAUCCUCAGCGAGAGUCAAUCGUCAAAGACGCUGCGUCGUCCAUGUACGCAGGUGAGCACUGCGCUCAUCUGUCUACUUGCGCUCGAGUCGACACUGUCUCUACAAUGCGCUCAUUCUUCCUAGCUAUGAUGUGUCAUUCGGACGUGCAGAAGAAGGCUCAAGCCGAGAUUGACCGCGUCGUAGGGUCAAACAGGCUCCCAGUAAUCGCAGAUCGAGACAACCUGCCUUACACAAAGGCCUUGUGCUGGGAGAUCUUGCGGUGGCGACCUAUCGGUCCUUUGGGGAUACCUCAUCGCCUGGCCCAGGAUGACACGCAUGCCGGCUAUUUCCUCCCAAAAGGAAGUGUUGUGAUAGCCAAUAUCUGGAAAAUGCUUCGUGAUCCACGGCAUUACUCAAAUCCUGAGCAAUUCAAUCCGGACAGGUUUCUUCCGCGAGAAGGGUCGGAGCCUGAACGCGACCCUCGCCACAUCGUGUUCGGGUUUGGAAGACGUCAUAUAUGUUCACAGCUCGCUGAGACGAGUUUGUUCUUGAUCUGUGCCACGUCCCUCGCCGCGUUCGAAAUCUCCAAACCUGUCAUAGAUGGCAAGGUUAUUGAACCUUCGAUGGAGUAUACCACUGGAACCAUCACCCAUCCGCAAGAGUUCCAAUGCGCCAUCAAGCCACGAUCCUCCAAGGCGGAGGCUCUACUGUCUGCGUAUGAGCGUGGUGAUUGAACAUGUUUGAUGCGAUGCCGAAGUGUAAGUGUUCGUCGGAGUCGAACACUGGGUUUCUCUUGGUAUCAAUGAUAAUUGAUAAGUACAGUAUCUCUCGAGCGUAGUGACUAAAUGGAAUCUCCUCUUCCUCUCGCGGUUGUUCUUCAAGUUGUACUAGUACAGUACUUACGCUCUGUUAAGCGUUGUUCGGAAUCAAUUUCCUUUGACGAUA